Molecule: messenger RNA, 444 nt
Organism: Notodromas monacha
Lineage: Eukaryota; Metazoa; Arthropoda; Ostracoda; Podocopida; Cyprididae
Source: the annotation of a GenBank genome assembly
AUGGGAAUCGGUACUCAUGCUGUCACAACUAAGCCGCAGCCGCCGAUCUUGCUCUUGGAUGGUGUGGGGAUCUUGAAGAAUGGGUCGAAGGUCGGUCCUUUCAAAGAAGGAACUGAAAUCUCCCUUCGCUGCGAAUCUCGGGGCGGAAAACCCGUUCCUAAGGUUUCCUGGCUCAACGGGACUUCGCAAAUAUACGGCAGCAAGCAAUGGAUGUUGCUCUCCGGGCUUAAUUCAAUAACUGCGCUGGAUAUGAACUUCUUGCUUGAUGCUGCCAGCCUGGCUUCACCCCCCGGCGGGACCGAUGGAUCUUUGCACAUUUGCGAUGCCGUGCAUUUGGCAUUUCGGCGGGGUAAAUCGGUAGUAUGGGGAAACUUUGCGUUGCUCGUUGCUCGGCGCCUUGAAUAUCGCUCGUUGGCGUCUCUUGUGCCACUUGGCCAAGUAUAA